Chara braunii is the source of this 801-nucleotide messenger RNA. The record is from the annotation of a GenBank genome assembly. Lineage: Eukaryota; Viridiplantae; Streptophyta; Charophyceae; Charales; Characeae.
GGCGCUACCGGACCGGUUCCUCCAAUCGUCCAUCAUUCCCCCUCCACCUUUUCCCGAGAAACAAAAAACAAAAAAAACACGAUUGUAGGUUUGCAACGAUAAUGGAGGCGCAGGAGGAGGAGGAGGAAGAGGAGGAGGAACUACUAAAAGUAGUAGWAGGAGGAAGAGCAGGAGGCGCAGGAGGAGGAGGAGGAAGAGGAGGAGGAGGCGCAGUAGGCGCAGGAGGAGGAGGAGGAGGAAGAGCAGGAGGCGCAGGAGGAGGAGGAGGAGGAGGAGGAAGAGGAGGAAGAGGAGGAGGAGGUGGAAGAGGAGGACGACAAGCAGGAGGAGCAGGAGGAGCAGAGGAGCAGGAGGAAGAGGAGGAGGAGGUGCUGACAAUAAGGAUGGGUAGCAGUAGAAGUAGCAGCAGGCAGUAGUGGUACGCGAAGGCAGAGCAGGACGAGGGGAUGACGAAGGUGGUCUCUCUUCCUCAUCCCUAUCCAGUGCGUGGACUAAUCAGCCGACCAACCAAUCACAUUGCAAGGAACGUUAACCAUUCAGUCCCUUGAAAGGCCAAAAGAAAGAGAUGAAAAAAAAAAAAAAAAAAAAAAAAAAAGAGAGGGCAUUCUGUAUAGGAACCAUUCUAUGGGCCUCGCUCCACUACUGAGCAGACGUGCAAAAUGCGAAUGAAUCCUCCGCUACAAUAUGGGAAAAUACAUCGCGGCUAUAUUUUUUGUCUUUGAAUUUCGUGCAUUUGGUGAGUAGUGGAGCUAGGCCCAAUCUCUCGAAUAACAGGGGAAUUAACAAAUAUAAGAACUGACU